CUCAAAAUUUGAAAUCUAGAUUUUUUAAAACACACAAGACAGUGAAAAAAAAUACGAAAUACGCCGGAAAUAUAAAGUUGAAAAAGUCAAGCAAAAUGAAGAAUUUGUAAGAGAAACAAAGAAUUUGUGUUGGCUGAUAGUAGAUUAGCUGGCAAUGGUUCGACGACUUCUUUUCGCUUUUCUAUUCAUUUGCCUCCUAUUAGCAAUAUGCCAGGGUUACAGUAUAAAACGAAGUUCAGGCGGCAACAAAAAAGCUCAAAAAAACAAACAGAAAAUCGACUUAAAAGUCGGUGAUCAGGAAAGAGUUACAAACUUGACGAAUAAGCAAGCAAAAAAGGUAGCUGAUAAAGAACCAACCACUGAUGUUAUCCCACAAAAAGCCGAAAACGGUGAAACAGACGACAAUCAAACGCAUUCAAAAGCUCUUGAAUCAGGAGAGACACCUAAAUAUCCUCUUAACGCUGUAUCUGCUGAGGUAUCUGCCCAUAGCAAUGAAAUUGGAGGAUGUCGUGACCAUCCAGCUGCAAAAAAUGUGUGCAGCCGCUGUGGUAAUAAAUGCUUCGCUGCUGAGCGUGAAACUUAUACGUAUUCAUACUGUCGAAGAUCUUGUAAACAUUGUGAUGCGGGCACUACUGCCUUCCACAGAUUUUGGCGUCUUCGUGCAGUCAGCGAAUUUGAGCCAACGUGGAUGCUAAAAGAACUGGAAUUCUAUCCUAACCCAGAGGAAAAUAUGACAUUGGUAGAUGAUCCACAACGCGCAUUUGCGAGUACCACUUACACUGGAUACAACGCUUCUUACGCUUUUGAUAAGAACAUGGAUACAGCUUGGUAUCCAAGUGGCUGGGGUGUCCAUGACAACAAUGAUGAUUGGAUUGCUUACGAAUUUUCAAUUGCUGUUCGUAUCCACGCAGUUAAAAUGGUGAUAGAUGAAAGUCAUCGUACAGCUACACCACAGAAGAUUUACGUUGAAGCUUCUGAAAAAAAGUUUGGUCCAUAUGUUAAGAAAUGGACCAUUCAUAAUCCUACUUAUGAUGUCAACAGAAUGUAUCGCUUUUUAGAAUGUCCAGUGUUGUGGCGGCGUUAUGACUAUGACACCGGCGCAUGGUGCUUCCGUUUAAUGGCAAAAUUUGUGGCAUGGGAGAAUGCUAAAAAAGAAUGUGAAAUUGAAGGUGGUCAGCUAGCUACAGUUCUUAAUAAAGAAGAAAAACGUUUCAUCGUUGAUGAAAUUCAACCUUGCGGAAACACGUGGAUCGGUUUAAGUCAUGUAAAUCAAGCUUAUUUUUGGAACGACGGAACAAACGCAACUUUUCGAAGUUGGAAAAGCGGAGUAACGUAUAGCGAUGUGCAAAAAGCAAAUUUGAAUUGCGUUGCCAUGGAUACUUCAGGAGAAUGGGAAAACUUUCACUGCUCGAAUAAAUUUUACUUUUUGUGCAAACGAAAGCUUGUUGACCGCUCGCCUCCAGAUACAAACAACGUGCCAAAGCCAUGGCCGUACGAAGCUGAAAUCCCACCUGUUAUUUUCCUGGCACCAAAUUUUACUGUUCCAGUUAUAAAUAGUCGAAAUCUUGAGCCAGGUCAAUUUCCUGAUGCUAAUGGCAAUGUUGAGGAAACCGAAGAAGAAGAAAAAUCAAUUAAAGAUUUGUUCUAUGAACAAACUGUGGAACAUUUGAAAGAAAAAGGUCUGAAACCAUCCGAAGAUAUUGAAAAUGAUGAAGACGAAGAUGAAACCAAUUACACUGAAGAACUGAACAAAAUAGCAAUGGAAACAAAAAGUGACGGUUAUAAAAACGAAACGGACGCAGAUAAGAACAAACCCUCUUCGGUACAAGCACAUAAGGGAGAAGAAAAAUUGAGAAAAGAAGAAGAAAACGACCCAGAAACAGAACAAAGCACUGGUAACCAACCCGUUGAUAACAAAGCAGACAACGAAGGAAGUCCUGUCCCUGGUCCACCAAACAGGCAACCAACUGGUGAGGAACCAAAGAAUACCGAAAGCUUGCCAAAGAUUGUAAAUGGAAAACCUGUAAAUGAUAACUCGUCAAAUAGCAAUCAAAAUAACCAGACAGAUUCAGGUUCAUCUUCAGGUUCAUCUUCAGGAACAAUUAACCAGUCGGGUCAAUCAGGGGCAAGCGAAUCUGGAGAAAGCUCCAACGUAACUAAUUUAGGUACCGCAUCUCAACAAAAUAAUCCUGAAAACCAAAACAGUAAUCAGAAUAACAAUGUACAGAAUGGAGGACAAAGCAAUAACAAUCAAGACAAUAACGGACAACAAAAACCUGCCAACGCACCACAGCCUCAACAAACAAAUAACAACAACCAGCUUUCUGACAGCAAUUCGCAACAGGCAAAUAACAACAACCAACAAUCUAACAAUAGUGGGCAACAGUCUAGUAGCAAUAAUCAACAGUCUGGAAACAGUGGGCAACAAUCGGGUAAUAAUGGGCAGCAGUCUACCCAAAACGGACAACAGUCAAGUACGAAUAAUCAGCAAUCCAAUAACAAUGGACAGCAGUCAAACAACAGUGGACAACAGCCAACGCCAAAUUCAUCGCAAGGUAGUUCAACAACACAAAGUAAUUCACAGUCGCAAGGAGGAUUAAAUUCAAACAAUGGCCCGUCUGUAAUGGGAGGAAAACCACCCUCGAAAGUUCCCGAACCACCUCCAACUAAGGAAGGAGAUAAGGAUGAUGAGAAGCAAGACUCUGUAGGAGAACAGUCGGAUGAGAAGCCUGCCGAUGACUCAGAGUCGGAUGAUGGAGAAGAAAAGAGUGACGAUAAAGAAAACACAGAUGAUGACAGCGGUAGUGAUAGUGACAGUGAUGAUAAUAAUGAUGAUGGUAGCAACAAAGAUGAAUCGGAAAGUAUUCCAGAAAAACCUAACCAAGCUAAACCAACUCAGGGUAAGAAAAUAUUGGAAGAAAAGGAUGUAACAAAUGGAGGGAUAAAAAACAAGAAUAAUGGUAACCAGAAAAAUCAUGUUCAGAAAAGAAAAUUUGCCGCUAAAAAAGCCAAAUCAACAUCAAGGCAAGUACAGAAGAAAUCUAAAACUAACAAAGCUAAAAAACAUCAUGUAAAAGUUACACCAACAAAGAGAACAAAAGUUGAAAAAGUAGAAGUUGACAGUGGUUCGGGAUCUGGUGACCAGGGUGAUGAAGUAGAAUUAGAUAAUAUUUUGGAUUCAAUCACCAAUGACUUAUGGUGAGAAAAUGUAAAAAGGACAGUAUGAAAAACUAAUCGAAAAGAGAAAAAAUGCCAUCAACAUAGAAAUAUACAUUAAUUGCUCUUAUACGAUUUAUCUUCUUUUAAAUUAAACGAUAUCUCUCAGAAAAAUUUAUUAAAUGAUUUAAAAGAAUUUAAAGUAUUUUUAAAAUGAAAUCUAAAUUUUAUGCACACUAUACUACAUCUUAAAUUGGGAUAAUUAGCUUUUUAUGUUGGAUGACGACUUCAAGUGAACGCUGUCCUGUUUACAGCGUUGAUUUUUGGCGUUAUUGAUUGAUUUUUCGCAGUUAAAUUCUCUGAAGUAUUAACGCCCAUCAUAGCGCCACAUAAAAAUUAACUCAAAGCCAAUCUGAUAAGGGCGUACAAUCAUCAAUUACAAUUAAUUCGAUUAUAAUUUUUGGUGACAACCCCGGUACCAAUCUUUUUAUUUUCUCAAAUGUUGUAUUGUUACGACUUCCAGAAUUUUUCACAUAUUGAUAUAUUUAGAGAGGAUAUUUAUUUAUUUUAUAUUUUUAAUUGGAAAAAAUAAAUUAUAGAGAA
Messenger RNA from Hydractinia symbiolongicarpus, 3759 nucleotides. RefSeq lists its product as uncharacterized. The transcript is spliced from 15 exons. The coding region runs from base 155 to 3202 and encodes 1015 amino acids. NCBI's taxonomy places the organism in Eukaryota, Metazoa, Cnidaria, Hydrozoa, Anthoathecata, Hydractiniidae. The record is from RefSeq and is a predicted model, not a curated record.